AAAGAGAGGGAUGCUGAAGAGGAGGGAGGGGAUGAAGAACGGAGCAGGAGCUAGCGUGAGCUGACACAGGUCACCGUCUGAGUGCAAUGGGGAUGGAAAGCACGCACGAAUGCAGCAGGCACAGCAUGGAUGCAGCCUUUGUGUGCAGCCGAAGAUCAGGUUGUCCUGGCUCCUCCAGGCGCUUCGCGGGACACUGAAGACGAGCUCACAAUAAUGUCAGUCUCCAUGGUAACAGAGACAUACCAGUCAUGGGACUGGUCUGCAGUCUCUGAGACCCCAACAGUGAGAAACAUCACGGAGCUGGAACGGGACCCCCUCCUGGCCGUGGCGGAGGUGGUGGUGCUGGCAGUCAUCCUGCUGCUGGCCCUGACUGGGAACGGGUUGGUGCUGGUGGUGUUGCUGAAGCGGAGGCAGCACCAAAGUCCAAUUCACCAGUUCAUGCUGAACCUCUGUGUGGCUGACCUGGUGGUUGCACUGUUCCAGGUGCUACCUCAGCUGGUGUGGGAUGCAAAGGGUCGCUUUCCUGGCCCGGACUUCUUGUGCCGCCUGGUGAAAUACCUCCAGGUUCUUGGGAUGUUCGCCUCCUCUUACAUGAUUGUAGCCAUGACUGCGGAUCGCUAUUAUGCGAUCUGUUGCCCCUUGGAGGCGCACCGCAGUGGGCCAACAAAGCGUUGGAACACUUUCAUAUUUCUGGCCUGGAGUCUCUCCCUGCUGCUCAGCUUGCCACAGGUUUUUAUCUUCUCCCGUUCUGAAGUGGCUCCUGGGGUCUAUGAAUGUUGGGGACACUUUGCCCCAACCUGGGGCCUCAAAGCCUACGUGACAUGGAUGGCCAUGGCCAUCUUCAUCAUCCCUGUCCUCAUCAUCACUUAUUGUCAGGUGAGGAUCUUCAAAGAGAUUCAUCACAGUCUGUACAGGAAAUCCGAGCGCCGCCUGUCCCCCACGUUUCCUCCUCUGUCUAGACCAGACUGUGAGGAUCUAGAAGGAGGACAAGAGAGGUCUGGCAUCAAGGUUAAGGUCUCACCUCCUACUGUCAAUAACCCUGGGAGUCACAGCACCUCUGACGCUGCAGUCUGUCAGACCCUCCCGAUGAGUGCGCUCAGAUCCAGCGCCAUGGCCUCACAGUGUGAAACAAACAGUUGCUGUGCUGCGUCCUCUACUGUUUGCUCAACACACCCUCACAAAGGCCCACCACCCAGGGGUAGGGACGUAACAGCUGCCAUGUCAAAAACUGUCAGGAUGACCCUGGUCAUCGUUCUGGUCUACUCCAUCUGCUGGGCCCCGUUCUUCAGUGUGCAGCUUUGGGCCGCAUGGGACCCUGACCCCCCUCAGAGAGGUACAGCGUUCACGCUGCUGAUGCUCUUGGCCAGCCUGAACUCGUGCACCAACCCCUGGAUCUACUCCGCCUUCUCCAGCAGCGUCUCUUCGGAGAUCCGUCUGCUGCUGCUCUGUCGGACGCCGUCGCAUAGACAAAGCUCUGUCCCAAAUGACUCCACAGCGACACAUACCUCCAACUCCUGAUGACCCGACAAACCGUUGCUCAUCAGCAAGUCUGUUAUCAAAGGAAUAGUCAA
This is a messenger RNA of Cyprinodon variegatus (sheepshead minnow), 1571 nucleotides long. RefSeq names its product vasopressin V2 receptor-like. The transcript has 7 exons. The record is from RefSeq and is a predicted model, not a curated record. Gene Ontology annotation, cellular component: membrane. Gene Ontology annotation, molecular function: vasopressin receptor activity; peptide binding. The coding region runs from base 130 to 1518 and encodes 462 amino acids. Gene Ontology annotation, biological process: positive regulation of vasoconstriction; regulation of systemic arterial blood pressure by vasopressin; G protein-coupled receptor signaling pathway. Lineage: Eukaryota; Metazoa; Chordata; Actinopteri; Cyprinodontiformes; Cyprinodontidae.